AGACUCCGGAGGUGCCUUCCCUCUCCCUUCGGGCGAGCAUCUUGGGCGGCCGGGCCACCGGCACUUCUCCAAGCCCCGUCGGGGGUCGGCAGAGGGGGCAGCCAAGCCCGAAGCCCUUCUAAGAAGCCACUCGCCCCUUCUGUCGCCAUUGGACUGGAAGAAUGAGAAUACUUCAUUGUCUCUAAAUGUGCAUGUUUCACCAUCAUGGGAAACAAAAAUACCAAAAGAGGCUCUUCUUUUUCUCAAAGGAACAGCAUGGACAAUUAUACAAAUACAUGGCAAGAAGAUUUGAGGAAAAAGCCAAAAUUAUGUGAUCUGUCAAUGGGCUCAGAAACCAAUUGCCAUAUCAGUAUCCAAGAACCUCACAACAUUGACGAAGAUGUUGGGGAUAUAUUUUAUAGGUUUGUGAUUCUUCAUGCUGACGGUGAUGUAGAGGAAGCCGUUAGGGUCCAAGACAUCCUACAAAAUGAGUUUUAUAUUAAACCAGGGAUAAUCUUUGCUGAAAUGCCUAGUGGGAAGCAUCUUCUAGAAAAUUUAAAUGAUGCGUUGAGCAGCUCUGCAUGGACAAUUAUUCUGUUAACUGAAAACUUCUUAAAUGAGCUUUGGUAUGAAUUUCAGUCAUACACAUCUUUGUUCGGUGCGUUGACCUUACCCAAUAAACAAAACACAGUCAUCCCAAUGAGGCCGAGGAAUAACCCACUCCCCUGGGAGAGGACGCCUUUCAUUCUCCGGUCCAUCAAUGCUCUGCAGGAAGACAGCCCUGGAUUUGCCAAACAAGUGAAGAAAAUCUUCCAGGAAGCUAGAUAUAAGCAACAAAAGGCAACAUGGGCAUACAGAAAGAAGAAUCAAGAGGCAUCAGGACUGUUUGGCUGGUGAAUAUAUGGAAAUUGCUUUAUUUGAGCAGAGAGGCUGCAAUAUUCUAGUUUCUCCCUGCUUUGUUCAUCAUAUCCCAGAUGCUCCAGACAGCUGCUCGGAUGGGAAUUUAUUCUUCAGAUGAAUAAUGCUGAGUGUUAACCUCCAAAAGGCCACUGUUCUCAUAUUGUCAUCCCACCCUCCUUGUGUUAAGAGCUGAUUCUUUGAUAUUCUGGUUCAUGGUAUACAGAAGGUCCCAGGUCAAAUCCCUGGCAUCUCCAGUUAAAGACACUUUGGAUACAGGGCUGGAAAGCCUUUGAGGAAGUAGUGACAGGCAGAAGAGAAUAUACUGGGUGGUGCAGUGGGUUAAACUGCUGAGCUGCUGAAUUUGUUGACUGAAAGGUCAGUGGUUUGAAUCCGGGGAGUGGGGUGAGCUCCCACUAUUAAUCCCACUUUGUGCCAACCUGGCACUUCAAAAACAUGCAAAUGUGAAUAGAUCAAUAGGUACCGCUUCUGCGGGAAGCUAAUAGCACUCCAUGCAAUCAUGUCAGCCACAUGACCUUGGAGACGUCUACGGACAACGCCAGCUCUUCGGCUUAGAAAUGGAGAUGAACACUACCCCAGAGUAGGACAAAACUAGACUUAAUGUCAAGUGUAAACCUUUACCUUUAGAUCGACAAAUAGCAGAGUACUGGGCUAGAUGGAAAAAGUGGUCUGAUUAAUACAGUCUUUGUUAUCCAGAAAUCCAAAAACAUCCAAAACCAGUCACCCAA
Molecule: messenger RNA, 1625 nt
Organism: Anolis sagrei ordinatus
Lineage: Eukaryota; Metazoa; Chordata; Lepidosauria; Squamata; Anolidae
Gene: TICAM2
Product: TIR domain containing adaptor molecule 2
Biological process (GO): positive regulation of myeloid dendritic cell cytokine production; lipopolysaccharide-mediated signaling pathway; positive regulation of cytokine production involved in inflammatory response
Molecular function (GO): protein kinase binding
Source: RefSeq, a predicted model, not a curated record